AUGACCACAGAAAUCCUAGGUACCAAGGUUUCCCUCCCAUUUGGAUUCAGCCCUGCUGCGUCGCAGAAACUAGCCCAUGCAGAUGGAGAACUGGCGGCAUCGAGGGCUGCAGCAAAGUAUGCUAUCUGCAUGGGUCUCUCGUCAUAUUCGAAUUACUCCCUGGAGGAUGUGGCCGCGCAGGGCACCGGGAACCCUUAUGUGAUGCAGAUAGCGGGAUACAAGGCACUAUUCCUCUCUGUCGAUGUUCCUGUGCUCGGGAAGCGCCUGAAUGAAUAUCACAACAACUAUUCUCAUCCGGAAGAUAUGAACUGGCCGAACAUCCUCAGCUGCAGGGCUGAUACCUCAAACCGCACUGAUUAUGAUCCAAGUCUCGACUGGGAAAGAACAAUCCCGUGGCUGAGGAAACAUACCUCGUUGCAGAUAUGGCUCAAAGGGAGUACGCCGCAUUCUAUUCCUCAUCAGUAUGAGCGUAUUCUCUCGCACAUCGAGACAGCUAAGAAAGAAGGUGGCAAAGUCGUCAUUGGUGGAGGUGCCCAUGUCCCCAGCGGAGACAGAAACAAAGAUGGCUAUUUUGUCCAGCCUACUGUUUUCACUGGUACUACAGACUCCAUGGCUAUCGUGCGCGAGGAGGUCUUCGGCCCCGUGGUGAUUAUCGAGCCAUUCGCAACGGAAGAGGAAGCUAUCCGCCGGGCCAAUGAUACCAUCUAUGGUCUUGGGGCCGCAGUGUUCACAAAGGAUCUGGAACGGGCGCAUAGGGUUGCGGCAGAGAUUGAUUCGGGAAUGGUCUGGAUCAAUAGUAGUCAAGACUGUGAUCCUCGUGUGCCGUUUGGGGGGGGAAGGGGGGUCAAGCCGAGCGGCAUUGGGCGGGAAAUUGGUGAAGCUGGUCUGGCAGCCUAUAGUCGGAUCAAGGCCGUACAUGUCAACAAGGGAAGUAGGCUGUGA
Molecule: messenger RNA, 942 nt
Organism: Aspergillus thermomutatus
Lineage: Eukaryota; Fungi; Ascomycota; Eurotiomycetes; Eurotiales; Aspergillaceae
Exons: 3
Coding region: 1-942 (313 amino acids)
Molecular function (GO): oxidoreductase activity, acting on the aldehyde or oxo group of donors, NAD or NADP as acceptor
Source: RefSeq, a predicted model, not a curated record